Messenger RNA from Paramisgurnus dabryanus, 1997 nucleotides. The record is from RefSeq and is a predicted model, not a curated record. Lineage: Eukaryota; Metazoa; Chordata; Actinopteri; Cypriniformes; Cobitidae.
CCACGUAACACACGCAGCAUUAGGUAAUACGUAUCAUCACGCGCGCGCAUAAUCAAUACACUUUCAUGGGGUCUUUUGGUUGAUAUCGAGCACCCAUGGCAUCGUUUUCAGAGGAGUGUAGGUUUCUAGACUGUUUUAAAAGGAAACGUGUUAAAAUAACCCUGCUCGAUACACAAGUCAUAGCGGUUAUACAGCGCAUUAAUCUGAACAAGACGGUGAUUCUAGAGGAUGUAUAUGAAGUACAAACCGGGAGGAAAUUUCCAGGUGUUAAACUCAUUUUUGGACACGACAUCGUUAAAGUUGAACUUCACUUUCCUGUGAGUCAUGACAACCUGUGCAGUGUUGAUGACGCGCACAAGACAACACUUCAAUCUCUUGGAAACAGGACAAUACUGGAUGAUGUUGUUGAACACGAGGACUCCAUGAACUAUGUGCUGAUAGAUGAACUUCAGGAGAAGUUUGGUCCAGCUGUUACACACAUCCAAGAACAAAAAGUGAUAGGAAUUGGAGCUAACUUUUUUGGACCGGUCGAGCAAGAGAGACUUUGUUGGUUGCAGGUUGCCACUAAGAAUGUAGUGUACAUUUUUGAUAUCCUUUUGCUUGGUGCAAGAGCAUUUAAAAAUGGGCUGUGCAUGAUUCUGGAAAAACGCCACAUCUUAAAGGUCACGCAUGACUGCCGAUGGAUUGUGAGAUGUCUACGAGCGCAGUUUAAUGUGAAUCUUACUAAUGUGUUUGAUACACAGGUUGCUGAUCUAAUGCUUUUCUACAAGGACACAGGAGGCUUUCUACCAGACAGGGUCAGCACUCUGCAAGAGGUGGUCAGAAUUCAUCUAAAAGUGCCCGUAAACAAACUUUCUCCUCUCUGGAUCCAAGAACAGUGCACUGAGGAGAAUCCAGAGGUCUGGUAUAUUCGUCCUUGUCCACCCGUCCUGUUGAAGAUUAUGGCUGUGUCAGUCGUUCAUCUGCUUCCUUUGCGCUUGGUUUUAUUGGAUGCCCUUAUGUCCGACUACACGACCCUCGUCGAUUCCUACAUGAGCAGCUACCAAAACAAAUCUGUUCACAUGCUGCAUGAUGGCAAGCAGAAUGGAGUGGAGCUCCCCGAAGAAAUACAAGAAUUGGAGGCAGUACGACAGGAACGCAUGAAGUGGGCUAGUCGUUGCUACUUGGUUACUGAUGAUGGCCUUCUGGACCGUUCCAGCUUUAAAUCAUGAAGUCUGUCUGUCCUGGGACAUUUCCAGUCAAUGCCACUGCAAUGGCAUUCUCUAGAUGUUUAAAGGGAUAGUUCACCCCAAAAUAAAUAAAUAUUUUUACAUAAAUCAUUUAACCCCAUGUCGUUCCAAAUUAGGGAUGCAUAACAAUUAAUCGCAACUAAUUGUGUGCAGAAUAACAGUUUUGUAUAAAAAAACUUUUUACUUUCCUAAAAUUAUACAUGCGUGUGUGUGUGUGUGUGUGUGUGUUUAUAUAUACAUAAUUAUUACAGUUAACACAGUACACACACAUAUAUGAUGUAAACAAAAACUUUUGUUCUGCUAACGAUUAGUUGCGAUUAAUUGUUAUGAAGCCCUAUUUCAAACCCAAGGUUUUUUUACUUUUUUGUCAAAAUUCUGUCAUCAUUUUGAACUUUUUUUGGUGAUGUCUUUCAUUCUUUUCUGGGCUUGAAUAAUGUCGAUUGAAUAGCAGUCUACGAUACAGUCACAAGCCUUCCGGGGUUCAUAUCCAAAAUUAAAUAUCUAAAAAUGUGUUCUGAAGACGAUCAAAGGACUUGCAGGUUUGGAACAACACAGGGAUAAGUGAUUUAUCAUACAUUUAAAAUUUUUGGGUAAAGGUGACAUCUUUUGUUUAUUUGGUCAGUCUGCCAGUGUAUACACUGAAAUGUUAAGGAAAAGCUAUUUUAUGUAUGUACAAUACACUUAUAAUUUUUGUUUAUUGGCAUCUUAACUUUAUUUUGAUACUUUAGUAGUUACUAGUGCAUCAAAUGUUUGUUAAGUACUGUAAUG